AAGAAACAUGUCAUUUGUAUUUUUGUGCUGGACAAUUUGCCAUAAUGGUAUUUUAGCUAAUGUUUAGCUUGAAUUUUUAAAUUGAUUUUAGAUAUAAUCUGUGCACAAGUUUUUCAAUUAUUGUUUGCCCUUAUCGUGAUGACUUUAAAAAGAUUGACUAAAUGCUAGUUUAGUUAUUGAGUUUGCUUAAAUAGUGUUGCAUUCUUUAGUUUUCUGCUUUACGUUAGCCGUUGGCUCGUUCAGGUGACUGCAUUAAUUUUUGGUUUUAGGUUUACUUUAAAAAGAAAAGGAAAUUUAAAGAACAUAUAUGCGAAGGCAACUCUUAUAAAUAAAUGUAAUCGUGGGAAAAUAAUGAGCUUUAGUAGUGUUUCACCAUCAUAAAUUUUGAACAAUUGGUUCACUAAUACCUCGACUCUGUUGUUGGUGGGUCUCUUUAUAUGCGUUGUAUGGAAAGAGGACUCAGUGAUUAUUUGUUUGUUGGUACCAGAAGUAUAUUAAAAAUUCUUUUGAGGAAUGGGCUAGACCGGGUCAUUUCUCAAGAACAAUAGCUAAAAGACCAGAUACUGCCACUUGGAUCUGGAACCUACAUGCUACAAUUUCAAUAGCCGGGUCAUUUUUCAAGAACAAUAUCUAAAAGACCAUAUACUACCACUUGAUUCUGGAACCUAUAUGCUGAUGCUUACAAUUUGAUAGCCAUGCCAGCGAUAUGGAGGAGAUUUCUCGAAAACAAUAUAGAAGAUGUUAUUGCAAAAUUUUCUCAAUUAACACCACAAGAGAGGGCAAAAAGGAAAUUGGAAAGCCUUGAAGCAUUAAAGAAAACUUUUAAGAAAUUGGACCAUGAUGUAAAUAUACAAGACUUUCUGGGUUCCAGCAGUCAAACAGUUGAGGAGUUGACUGAUCAGGUUAGGUUAAUGCAAGCGCAACUUACAGAAGUACAGCAGAGACUGAGCUAUUGGAGUGAUCCUGAUAAGGUUGACAGAAUAGAACAUCUUAGGCAGAUGGAAGACUCACUAAAAGAGUCGAUUAAUCAACUCCGUAUGCACAAGGAAGAUAUUGGGAAGUGCCAACUUAUGCCUCUGGAAUGCAAUAACCAGUUUCAGAGUGGAAUUGCUUUACCUUAUAUGAUAAAUGGUUUACAAGAGGCCCAACCAUUAUCAUGGCUUCCAAACAAUGGCAAUCAACAUCUAAUAAUAUCCAACGAACCAAGUUUUUUGCCCCAAAGAGAUAUAGAGUGCACAACCAAUGCAUCCCUUCCAGGCUAUUCUGGUUUCUAUGAUACUGGAAAACAAACUGAAAUUGGAAAACCUGGACCAGUUGAUAACAUGGGACAGGAAGGUGGUGCAUUGAGAAGUUUAAGUAGCAAUACAUGCUUAAAUGUACAACUCGAUGAGCAAUUCCUAUACCCUCCGUACAGUAGUUUAAAUUUGCCUGAUGUUAAGGAAGUGAAGCCUGAGAUGCAGAUGAAUAAUCAAGGAAAUCACACUGUUUAUCAAGUCAAUAGCAACUUUGAACUGCCUAGACCAAUGUAUGACAAAGAGCAUCAUACUUGGUUUUCUGCUUCUGGGCCUUGCAGCAUUGCAAUGUUUAAUGAGAAUCCAUACCAUCAGCAAUCAAAUUAAUCCUACCGAGAUGAACAUUACUUUCCUUUGAUGGGAAGAGUGCUUGCUGGAAGAAUCAAUGGUGUGAUCUUAUAACAUAUUAUGAAGCAACCCAUUUAUGAGAAGGGAGGUUUUAGGACACAAUUUUGAUACAUGGAAGAGAAAUCAACAGAGAGAAUAUUGCGAAUCGACUGGAUUUUUUUUUCCAUCUCAUAUUUCUAGGCUGUUAGCUGUAUAUAUGAUAUACAUCAUAAAUUACCAAGCCAUCUAUAUAUAUCUAUAUCUUUAUAUGAUCUCUUAUGUUCUUUAAUGACACUUUUGUAGCGGGAUUAAGCUUCUGUUAACAGGCUGUAGUCACCCGAGCUGUAUAAUUGUAAUUUGUAGAAAAUGAAAACAAAAUUUGUGCCACAGUUUCA
Molecule: messenger RNA, 2014 nt
Organism: Ricinus communis (castor bean)
Lineage: Eukaryota; Viridiplantae; Streptophyta; Magnoliopsida; Malpighiales; Euphorbiaceae
Product: agamous-like MADS-box protein AGL65
Exons: 11
Coding region: 696-1619 (307 amino acids)
Biological process (GO): regulation of transcription by RNA polymerase II
Molecular function (GO): RNA polymerase II cis-regulatory region sequence-specific DNA binding; DNA-binding transcription factor activity, RNA polymerase II-specific; protein dimerization activity
Source: RefSeq, a predicted model, not a curated record